GCCCCGCCUGCCUAGCUCGGCGCUGGAGAGGCGGCCCGACGCGAUCUGGAGUCGGAGCCUACUGGGAGCGGAUCUGCAGCCUCGGAACAAAGGCGGCGGCAGCAACCCAGGUGCCCAUUUCUGUGGGGGAUUCUGACACCUGAGCCGUUAGUCAUAUUUGCAUCAUGGGCUUCCACCUGGCUGUGGCGUGGGCCCUCCUAGUUGGGCCAUGGGCCCCUGUGGGAGCCCCGGGCCCCAUCUCAUGGGAGGUGCAGCGGUAUGAUGGGUGGUACAACAACCUCAGGGAGCACAGCUGGGGCAGCAAAGGCUCCCGUCUGCGGCGCCUAGUCCCAGCCAGCUAUGCCGAUGGUGUCUACCAGCCCCUGGGAGAACCCCACCUGCCCAAUGCCCGGAAACUCAGCAACACCGCCCUGCGGGGCGUGGCAGGCCAGGCCUCCCUGCGGAACCGCACGGUGCUGGGCGUCUUCUUUGGCUACCAUGUACUCUCGGACGUGGUGAGCAUCGACACCCCCGGCUGCCCCGCCGAGUUCCUCAACAUCCGCAUCCCACCUGGAGACCCCGUGUUCGACCCCGACGGGCGCGGCGACGUCGUGCUGCCCUUCCAGAGGAGCCGCUGGGACCCCGAGACCGGACAGAGCCCCAGCAACCCCCGGGACCUGACCAACCAGGUGACUGGCUGGCUGGACGGCAGCGCCAUCUACGGGUCCGCGCACUCACGGAGCGACGCGCUGCGCAGCUUCUCCGGGGGGCGCCUGGCGUCGGGGCGCGACCCCGCCUUCCCGCGCGGCUCCCAAGACGCCCAGUUCGUGUGGACGGCGCCGGACCCCGCCACGGGCCAGGGCGGGCCCCGGGGGCUGUACGCCUUCGGGGCCGAGCGCGGCAACCGCGACCCCUUGGUGCAGGCGCUGGGGCUGCUGUGGUUCCGCUUCCACAACUGGUGGGCAGACAGGCUGGCCCGGGAGCACCCGCGCUGGGGCGACGAGGAGCUGUUCCAGCACGCGCGCAAGAGGGUCGUGGCCACCUACCAGAGCAUCGCUAUGUACGAGUGGCUGCCCAGCUUCCUGGGGAAGACACCCCCAGAGUAUGAAGGGUACCGCCCGUUUCUGGACCCCAGUGUCUCCCCAGAGUUCGUGGUGGCCUCAGAGCAGUUCUUCUCCACCAUGGUGCCCCCUGGAGUGUACAUGAGGAACAGCAGCUGCCACUUCCGAGAGGUUGUCAAUCGGAAUUCAAGUUUCUCCAGAGCUCUGCGUAUGUGCAACAGUUACUGGAGCCGAGAGAACCCGAAUCUCCAGAGCGCUGAGGACUUCGAUGAGCUGCUGCUGGGCAUGGCCUCCCAGCUGGCUGAGAAAGAGGACCACGUGGUGGUAGAAGACAUGAGAGAUUUCUGGCCUGGGUCGCUGAAGUUUUCCCGCAUGGACCAUCUGGCUGGCUGUCUGCAGCGAGGCCGGGAUCUGGGGCUGCCCUCUUACACCAGGGCCAGGGCUGCUCUGGGGCUGCCCCCCAUCACCCACUGGGAGGACAUCAACCCCACCCUGUCUCGGAGCCACGGCACAGUGCUGGAGGCCACAGCGGCCCUGUACCACCAGGACCUCUCUCGCCUGGAGCUGCUCCCAGGGGGGCUCCUGGAGAGCCACGGGGACCCGGGACCCCUGUUCAGUGCCAUCGUCCUCGAUCAGUUUGUGCGGCUUCGGGAUGGCGACCGCUACUGGUUUGAGAACACCAGGAAUGGGCUGUUCUCGGAGGAAGAGAUCGCAGAGAUCAGGAACACGUCCUUCAGGGAGGUCCUGGUGGCUGUCACCGGUGUGGACAUCAGUGGCCUGCAGCCCAAUGUGUUCUUCUGGGUUGCAGGGGACCCCUGUCCACAGCCAGGCCAGCUGAGCACUGAGGGCCUGCCAGCCUGCGUGCCUCUUGUCAUCCGGGACUAUUUCAAGGACAGUGGCUUUGGCUUUGGGCUCAUCAUUGGGAUCCUGUGCUGCUUCCCCCUAGUGAGCCUGCUCAGUGCCUGGAUUGUGGCCCGACUCCGGAUGAGGAAUUUCAAGAGGCUCCAGAGCCAGAACCGCCAAAGUAUCAUGUCAGAGAAGCUGGUGGAGGGCGUGGAAGCUCUGGAGUGGCAGGGCCACAAGGAGCCCAACCGGCCGGUGCGGGUGCACCUGCAGCCUGGCCAGGUCCGAGUGGUGGAUGGCAGGCUCACCACACUCCGCACUGUGCAGCUGCGGCCCCCACAACAGAUCCACCUCGUCCUGUCCAGCAACCGUGGCCGUCGUACUUUGCUGCUCAAGGUCCCCAAGGAGUACGACCUGGUGCUGCUGUUCACCACGGAGGAGGAGCGGCAGGCACUGGUGGGAAACCUGCGGGCUGCCCUGAAGGAGAGCGGGCUGACCUUCCAGGAGUGGGAGCUCCGGGAACAGGAGCUGCUGAGGGCUGCAGUGACACGGGAGCAGAGGAGCCAGCUCCUGGGGACCUUCUUCAGGCAUCUCUUCUCCCAGGUGCUGGACAUCAACCAGGCGGAUGCGGGGACCCUGCCCCUGGACUCCUCCCAGAAGGUGCGGGAGGCCCUGACGUGCGAGCUGAGCAGGGCUGAGUUUGCAGAGUCCCUGGGCCUGAAACCGCAGGACAUGUUUGUGGAGUCCAUGUUCUCACUGGCUGACAAGGACGGCAAUGGCUACCUGUCCUUCCGGGAGUUCCUGGACAUCCUGGUGGUUUUCAUGAAAGGAACCCCUGAGGAGAAGUCUCGCCUCAUGUUCCGUAUGUACGACUUUGACGGGAACGGCCUCAUCUCCAAGGACGAGUUCAUCAGGAUGUUGAGGUCCUUCAUCGAGAUCUCCAACAACUGCCUGUCCAAGGCCCAGCUGGCCGAGGUGGUGGAGUCCAUGUUCCGUGAGGCGGGCUUCCAGGACAAGGAGGAGCUGACCUGGGAGGAUUUCCACUUCCUGCUGCGGGACCACGACAGCGAGCUGCGCUUCACACAGCUCUGUGUCAGAGGGGUUGAAGUGCCGGAAGUCAUCAAGGACCUCUGCCGGAGAGCCUCCUACAUCAGCCAGGACAAGAUCUGCCCCUCUCCCAGAGUGAGUGCCCGCUGUUCCCCCAACAUCAUGGAGCCGGAGCUGACCCCGCAGAGGCUGCAGUGCCCCUCAGACACGGAUCCUCCCCAGGAGAUUCGAAGGCGGUUCGGCAAGAAGGUCACGUCCUUCCAGCCGCUGCUGUUUACCGAGGCACACCGUGAGAAGUUCCAGCGCAGUCGCCGCCACCAGACGGUGCAGCAGUUCAAGCGCUUCGUGGAGAACUACCGUCGCCACAUCGGCUGCGUGGCCGUAUUCUACGCCAUCGCCGCCGCGCUGUUCCUGGAGCGCGCCCACCACUACGCCUUUGCCGCCCACCACAAAGGCAUCACGGACACCACCCGCGUGGGCAUCAUCCUGUCACGGGGCACCGCGGCCAGCAUCUCCUUCAUGUUCUCCUACAUCCUGCUCACCAUGUGCCGCAAUCUCAUCACCUUCCUGCGGGAGACCUUCCUCAACCACUACAUCCCCUUUGACGCCGCUGUGGACUUCCACCGGCUCAUCGCGGGCACAGCCAUGGUGCUCACAGUCUUACACAGUGCCGGCCAUGUGGUGAAUGUGUACCUAUUCUCCAUCAGCCCGCUCAGCGUGCUGUCCUGCCUCUUCCCUGGCCUCUUCCAGGACAACGGGUCAGAGCUUCCCCAGAAGUAUUACUGGUGGUUUUUCCAGACAGUACCAGGCUUCACUGGGGUCGUGCUGCUCCUGGUCCUGGCCAUCAUGUAUGCCUUCGCCUCUCGACACUUCCGCCGCCACAGCUUCCGGGGCUUCUGGCUGACACACCACCUCUACGUUGUGCUCUAUGUCCUGCUCAUCAUCCACGGCAGCUUUGCUCUGAUCCAGCUGCCGCGCUUCCACCUUUUCUUCCUGGUCCCUGCACUCAUCUAUGUGGGGGACAAGCUGGUGAGCCUGAGCCGGAAGAAGGUGGAGAUCGGCGUGGUGAAGGCCGAGCUGCUGCCUUCAGGAGUGACCCACCUGCGCUUCCAGCGGCCCCAGGGCUUCGAGUACAAGUCAGGGCAGUGGGUGCGGAUCGCCUGCCUGGCUCUGGGGACCAAUGAGUACCACCCCUUCACACUGACCUCUGCACCCCAUGAGGACACACUCAGCCUGCACAUCCGGGCAGCAGGGCCCUGGACCACCCGUCUCCGGGAGAUCUACUCACCCCCGACUGGUGACAGCACUGCCAAGUACCCAAAGCUCUACCUCGACGGUCCCUUUGGAGAGGGGCACCAGGAAUGGCAUAAGUUUGAGGUGUCGGUGCUGGUGGGAGGAGGCAUUGGGGUCACCCCCUUUGCUUCCAUCCUCAAAGACCUGGUCUUCAAGUCAUCCGUUAGCUGCCAAGUAUUCUGUAAGAAAAUCUACUUCAUCUGGGUGACGCGAACCCAGCGGCAGUUCGAGUGGCUGGCUGACAUCAUCCGCGAAGUGGAAGAGAACGACCGCCAGGACCUGGUCUCCGUGCACAUCUACAUCACCCAGCUGGCCGAGAAGUUCGACCUAAGGACCACCAUGCUGUACAUCUGUGAGCGGCACUUCCAGAAGGUGCUGAACCGGAGUCUGUUCACGGGCCUGCGCUCUGUCACCCACUUUGGCCGGCCGCCGUUCGAGGCUUUCUUCAACUCCCUGCAGGAGGUGCACCCCCAGGUCCGGAAGAUCGGGGUGUUCAGCUGCGGACCCCCGGGCAUGACCAAGAAUGUGGAGAAGGCCUGUCAGCUCAUCAACCGGCAGGACCGCACCCACUUCUCCCACCAUUAUGAGAACUUCUAGGACCCUCCCCAGGGGCUCAGCCUGGUGCCCACAGCCACCCCGUACAGCCUGUCUCUGCCUUUCACCGCCCAGCGCCCAGCGCUCAGCGCGGCCCAGGCGGCUAUGCUCAGUGGUCCUGUGUGGCUCUGGGGGCCCCCGGAUGUGCCCCAGCCUGCAGAAAUGGAGGAAAUGUCCAAGAACCCAGGACAAGCAAGCUGCAGAUUUGGGACACAGUGAAGCCUUUUCUCCCUGGGUACGAACAAAAACAAAAGGCAACAAGUGUGUGCAUGCCAGUGUGCACACAUGCCUGUGUGUAGGUGACUGAGGCUGCAGACCAAGUGAGGCCGCAGACCAAGUGAGGCCGCAGGUGCUGGCAUCUUGCAGCCCCCAUUUGGAAAGGUCCCCACUUUCAGAAGGGCUGGCAGUUUACAGGAAGCCCUCUGAGGCCUAAGCCAACGUGCCCCUUCCUCCUGGGACAACCCUGCGCUCCGAGGUCAGACCUCCGCCCACACCUAGCUGUGCAGCGCCCAGCACCCUCUGCUCUGGCUCCUUAAUAAAUAAAUCAGCUUGC
Cavia porcellus (domestic guinea pig) is the source of this 5370-nucleotide messenger RNA. It is a transcript of the gene Duox1, whose product is annotated as dual oxidase 1. Bases 165 to 4820 code for a protein of 1551 amino acids. Gene Ontology annotation, cellular component: plasma membrane; NADPH oxidase complex. The transcript is spliced from 34 exons. The record is from RefSeq and is a predicted model, not a curated record. Gene Ontology annotation, molecular function: superoxide-generating NAD(P)H oxidase activity; heme binding; calcium ion binding. Gene Ontology annotation, biological process: superoxide anion generation; defense response; response to oxidative stress. NCBI's taxonomy places the organism in Eukaryota, Metazoa, Chordata, Mammalia, Rodentia, Caviidae.